This is a messenger RNA of Funneliformis geosporum, 957 nucleotides long. The record is from the annotation of a GenBank genome assembly. NCBI's taxonomy places the organism in Eukaryota, Fungi, Glomeromycota, Glomeromycetes, Glomerales, Glomeraceae.
AUGAGAUCAAUCAAACGCAUUUUUUCAUCAAACGCAUCAACGUCCCCAUCAGAACCCGCAAAAAAAUCAUCUCAACAGCAUGCUAGAUUCUUUCGUUCGAAUUCAGGCCCCAUCAUAAUAGAAUCGAACCAGGAGAAGAAACCAACAAAAGGCGCCGGCGCAUUACAUUUGGAUACAAAUAUUCAACAACAUCAUCGGUUUCAUUCUGCUGCGAAUUCCCCCAUAAGUUAUAAUGCACCUAGUUAUAAUACUACCCCGACCACGGGGACAAAUUCACCGAUUGACACCGAAUUAUUUAAUUAUCAUCGCCAAAAUAAUCCUUUAAUAUCAUCACAACUCAUCAACAGACAAAAAAACAUACCCCCAAUAAGUAUAUCGAUACCUCCUUCAUCCACUCCCGUGGAUCAACCGUCUCCUAUUACGCGACAAAAUCAAGCGGACGAAUUUAUUCAACAGGCCAUACAAUUUCAUGAGGCCAAUGAAUUGGAGAAAGCUACUUAUUACUUUAAAUUGGCCGCAGAUAAGGAUAGUCCCCUUGGUCUAUUCCUUUACGGUAUCGCUUUAAGGCAUGGUUGGGGUUGUAAACCAAAUCCUAAAUUGGCCGUACGUUUCCUUCAAAAGGCUGCAGAAUCUGCCGUACAUGACUUACAUACCACAAUGGCCGCAAGUCCUUCUAUCGCUCGCCAUGAGUUGGUUUUGGCUAUUUAUGAAUUAGGCGUUUGUUUUCGACAUGGCUGGGGUGUACCAAAGAAUAAGCAAACCGCAGCCUAUUAUUUCGAAAUUGCUGCCAAUUUUGGUGAUCCAGAUGCUCAAAAUGACAUCGGUUUCUGUUAUGCAAAUGGUGAAGGCGUAAAGAAAGAUAUGAAAAAAGCCGCAAAGUUUUACCGAUUGGCCGCUGCGCAAGGUUCUAGCAUAUUAGGGAAUUCAUGGAUCUAUAAAAAGAAAUAUGAUGAUUAA